GACAGCAUGAGAGUGGCGGAGCGGCGGCGGCGGAGCAGAGCGAGGCCCCGGGGCUGCCGGCUGCAGGGGGGGGGUUCAUGUACCCCUCCCGCCGCGCCCGCUGCCGCAGAGCCCGCCAGCAACGCUCCCGCAGCUCCCGGGCCGCUCCGGAGGGACCCGGGGGGUGGAUUUAGGGGUGUUUUUUAUUCUUCUAAUUCUUCUUCUUAUUCUUCUUCUUAUUAUUAUUUCUCGGGGGUGGCUCGGAUUUUUUUACUGCUUUUUUUGGGGGGCAUCGUUUUUUUGCCUCCCGCCACCGAGGCUCCGGAGAGAAGAGGGGGAAGAAGUUGACAGCUGCUCCGUUUCCUCUUUUUUUUCCCCCCCCCUUAUUUCUCCUUCGAUUUGUUCUGAGUCGUUGCUCUGAUAUUUUUUUUCUUAUUUUUUCCCUUUAUUUUUUCUUUCUUUUUUAAAUAUCUUUUUUUCCCCUUAUUUUUUAAAUUUUAAAUAAUUAUUUUUUAUUGGGUUUUAUUUUUUUUUUUCCCCCCAAUACGGUUUCUCCUGCCGUUUCUUGCCGCCGGUGCGGGGCUGCUUUCUCCUCUUGCUCUUCUCCAUCCCCCGGCGGAGGUUAUGAUGGUGCAUUGUGCGGGCUGCGAGAGGCCGAUUUUGGACAGGUUCCUCCUCAACGUCUUGGACAGGGCAUGGCACAUCAAAUGCGUCCAGUGCUGCGAGUGCAAGUGCAACCUGACCGAGAAAUGCUUCUCCAGGGAAGGCAAACUCUACUGCAAAAAUGACUUUUUCAGGAGGUUUGGUACCAAAUGCGCUGGCUGUUCCCAAGGGAUUUCUCCCAGCGACCUCGUCCGCAAAGCUCGGAAUAAAGUCUUUCACCUGAACUGUUUCACCUGCAUGGUCUGCAACAAGCAGCUCUCCACGGGCGAGGAACUCUAUAUCAUAGACGAAAACAAAUUCGUUUGCAAAGAGGACUAUUUGAACUCCCCCAGUCUGAAGGAAGGCAGCCUCAACUCAGCACCCGGGGCCGGAUCCUGCCACGCCAGUCAGUGGGGCCGCUGCUGUGAGCGAGUGUCCUCAUGUACAGACAGGAGUUUGUCCCCGGAUCUCCAGGACCCCAUGCAGGACGACACCAAGGAGACAGACAACUCUACCUCCUCGGACAAGGAGACCACCAACAACGAGAACGAGGAGCAGAACUCGGGCACCAAGAGGAGGGGGCCCCGUACGACCAUUAAAGCUAAGCAGCUGGAAACUCUCAAAGCUGCCUUCGCUGCCACCCCCAAACCCACCCGCCACAUCCGAGAGCAGCUGGCCCAGGAGACUGGCCUCAACAUGAGAGUUAUCCAGGUCUGGUUCCAGAACCGUCGGUCCAAAGAGCGGCGGAUGAAGCAGCUGAGCGCGCUGGGCGCUCGCCGCCACGCCUUCUUCCGCAGCCCGCGCAGGAUGCGGCCCCUCGGCGGCCGCCUCGACGAGUCCGAGAUGCUCGGCUCGACCCCCUACACGUACUACGGAGAUUACCAAGGUGACUACUACGGACCGGGAGGCAACUAUGACUUUUUCCCCCACGGGCCACCCUCCCAAGCCCAAUCCCCGGCCGACUCCAGCUACCUUCAGAACUCAGGACCUGGCUCCACACCCCUGGGACCCUUGGAGCCCCCUUUAAGCGGACACCACUCCUCAGAAAACCAAAGGUACACGGAUAUGAUCUCGCAUCCCGACACGCCCAGCCCCGAGCCGGGGAUGACCGGUUCGCUGCACCCCCUCCCGGGAGAGGUCUUCAGCGGGGGGCCCAGCCCGCCCUUCUCCAUGUCCAGCAAUAGCGGCUACAGCGGGGCCCUCUCACACCCCAACCCGGAGCUCAGCGAGGCAGCGGUGUGGUAGGCCUGGCGUGGGCACGCGUGUGUGCGUGUGGAGGGGGGGGGCAAACAGCCUCAAGUCCCCCAGCCCACGCGUGUCCCUCCCCCCCCCCUCUCCCUCCCCCUCCCCAACUUUCUCACUCCGGACCAAGGCGCAUCACAUCACCACCGCUGGAUAAAGACUUCCCUCCGAUGCCAAAACGCAUCCCUGCAUCCUCCCCCAUCAACGCAGCGUCACUGCACACACAACCCCCGUGGGACCUUAGGGCCACCCCGCUACCUCCCCCUCCCAGCACCUUCCUCCUCCCCCCACCCCUCGGCAUUGAGGGGGGAGGGCAACGAAUGGUGCCGAGCCCCGAAGAAACACAUCCCCCUCCUCCCCACCAGCGUCGGGACCACCACCUCGGACCAAAGCUGAACUCACCUGGACACAGUUCCCAGGAGAGGGGUGGGGGCUGGGCAGCCCCCUCCGCCCCCCCUUGCUAAUUAGCACCCUUUUUAAUUAUCCUCUACCACAUCAUGGGAGGGGGGGGGAAUGGUGAACAGCAGGAAUCAACACCCCCACCCUCCCUUCCCUCCAGCCUUUCCUCUGCCCUUGUUUUUGUUGUUCCCAUUUUAUCCACAAGGAGAAG
Molecule: messenger RNA, 2473 nt
Organism: Pogoniulus pusillus (Red-fronted tinkerbird)
Lineage: Eukaryota; Metazoa; Chordata; Aves; Piciformes; Lybiidae
Gene: LHX5
Product: LIM homeobox 5
Exons: 6
Coding region: 604-1866 (420 amino acids)
Biological process (GO): neuron differentiation; regulation of transcription by RNA polymerase II
Cellular component (GO): nucleus
Molecular function (GO): DNA-binding transcription factor activity, RNA polymerase II-specific; zinc ion binding; RNA polymerase II transcription regulatory region sequence-specific DNA binding
Source: RefSeq, a predicted model, not a curated record